AUGACCAAGCAGCAAGAUAAGCAACGGACCGUGCUGGGCGUGUUCUUCUAUGUUCCAAAUCUCAUUGGUUACAUGCGCGUCUUGCUGUCGCUCUAUAGUCUAGCAGUAGCACGUACGGACUAUAAGACCAGCGUGCUGUGUUACGUGCUGAGCUUCACAUGCGACUACUUUGACGGCUUCUUUGCGCGUCUCUGCAACCAAUGCUCUUCAUUUGGUGCCGUGCUGGACAUGGUGACAGACCGGUGCUCGACGGCAGGACUGCUGGUUGUGCUGUCGCAUUUGUACCCAAAGUAUAUGGUAUUCUUUAUGUAUCUACUGAUCAUUGAUUUCUCUAGCCAUUGGUACCAUAUGUACUCGUCACGUGGCCACCACAAGAUCGUUCCGGCUGAGCGCAACUUCCUACUCCGUUUCUAUUACGGCUGUUACCCUUUCUUCGGAUUUUGUUGCGUAGGAGCAGAGUUGUUCUACAUCCUGCUUUACGUGCUUUAUUUUGAACCCACACUGAUGAUUCCGAUCCUUAACGUCCCUGUCACGCAGCUGUGCUACUACGUAUGUUUACCCGCCUGCGCGUGCAAGAACCUUACCAACGCGGCACAGCUUUGCAGUGCUGCGCACUCUAUUGCGUCAGAUGACGUGGUGUUAGCCAACAAGACUCAGUAG
Molecule: messenger RNA, 660 nt
Organism: Peronospora belbahrii
Lineage: Eukaryota; Oomycota; Peronosporomycetes; Peronosporales; Peronosporaceae
Source: the annotation of a GenBank genome assembly